This is a messenger RNA of Botrytis sinoallii, 1200 nucleotides long. RefSeq lists its product as uncharacterized. The record is from RefSeq and is a predicted model, not a curated record. Lineage: Eukaryota; Fungi; Ascomycota; Leotiomycetes; Helotiales; Sclerotiniaceae. The transcript has 2 exons. The coding region runs from base 1 to 1200 and encodes 399 amino acids.
AUGUUUUUCAACAAUGACGCAAAUCAUGCCAACCCACGACUUCCACCCCUCCCACCACUCCCACCCGUAUUUGGACGAGAUGGGUUUGAAAUCGAAAUCCCACAGAUAACACCAGGACUGGGAAGAUAUUGGUUUGGUUGGGGAUCAAAUAAUAAUGAGGUCGUUUCAAAGAGUAUUACUACUUUACAAAAUAGAAAUGCAAACCUACGAAAGGAAAAUGGACGAUUGCGAAAUCUAGACGAAUUAUGGAAAGGGGAGGUCAGACGACUGCGAAAUCAAAGUGCCAGACCGGACAGACAGGAUGAGCGACAAAACCAGAUUAUUGAGGAACUAGGUGGCCAGUUGGCUGAAUUGAGAGGAAGAGAUGAGCAAAAUACGCAAGCUAUUCAAGGGCUCAAGGAACAGGUAGAAAGAUUGGGCGAAAAAGAUCAGACGAUUGAUAGCCUACACAUUCAAGUCUCGGAGCUAAGGAGGGAAGUUGCUUUACACGCGCAAAAUAUUCGAGAACUCACAGGCCAGGUAGCUAAAGCUGGCGAGAAAGAUCAGACAAUUGAGGAACUGCGCAUUCAAUUAUCUGAGGUAAGGAGGGAGAACGAUUCACAUGCACGAACCAUCCAAGGACUCAGGGAUCAAGUAACCAAAGCAGGAGAGAAGAAUCAGACGAUUGAGGAACUACGAACUCAAAUGUCUGAGAUCAUCCAAAACCUCCACAAGCAAAUAACCAUCUUAACCGAACAGCACAGCAAACAAGUGACGGAGCUCCGCGAACGCAUCACCACCAUAUCGAAGGAAAACGACGAGCGCGUCAACAUCAUGUCGGAACUGCGCAUGAAGCUCACCGAGGAGAAUGAAAAAAAUACGAAGCAGGAAUGGACCAUUUCCACCCUCCGCAAUAAAUUGAUCAACGAGGCGGAAAUGUGCGAGGUGCGUCGUGCGUGGGCUGAGAGACAGCAUGAGACGGAAAUGGAAAAGGCGCAGUAUGAGCUCGGGGAAGUGCGGGUGGAGAAUGCGACGCUGAAGCUGCGGAUGGAGAAAGCUGAGGGGGAGAGGGAUGAGGCGAGGAAGGCGGAGAAGUUGAUGAGUGAAGGGUUUGAGGAGGUGGUGGAGAGGAGUAGAGCGCUGGAGGUGGCGAAUGAAUUGUUAGAGGAGAGGUUGAUGAGAUUUAAGAGGAGAGAGGCGGAGGCGGAGACGGCGGAAUAG